Molecule: messenger RNA, 3972 nt
Organism: Seriola dumerili (greater amberjack)
Lineage: Eukaryota; Metazoa; Chordata; Actinopteri; Carangiformes; Carangidae
Product: protocadherin gamma-C5-like
Exons: 2
Coding region: 40-3972 (1310 amino acids)
Biological process (GO): homophilic cell-cell adhesion
Cellular component (GO): plasma membrane
Molecular function (GO): calcium ion binding
Source: RefSeq, a predicted model, not a curated record
UUUGGAUCUUUGUUUUGGAUUAGUGCUUUGUGGCAAUGGAUGGUAACUAUCUUAUUUUCGAUUACCUCACUGGGAAAUAAUACUAACGGACCGGGGAUGACAAAGAGAAUAGGAUACCGAGACUGGAGAUGGCAGGCGCUUUGGUGGCAUCAUUUCUUUCUCUUGUGGACUACAAUACACGGACAGACUCGUUACAGCAUCCCGGAGGAACUAAAACAGGGCUCUGUGGUAGGAAAUCUAGCCAAAGAUCUGGGUUUGGGACUAUCUGAGAUUUUUGACCGUAAACUGCGAGUCGCCUCUGAGGCUGGUGAGCAGUAUUUCAGUGUGGAUGCAGGGAAGGGCGAGCUGGUGGUGAAUGACAGAAUAGACAGAGAGGCUUUAUGUGGACAAAGCGCCAGCUGUGUGUUGCCUCUGCAAGUGGUCAUUGAUAAACCGUUACAAUUGUACCGAGUCGAGGUGGAAAUACAGGAUAUUAACGAUAAUUCGCCAUUAUUCCCUUCGCAAGAAAUAAUAUUACAAAUAGCAGAGUCAACAGCGGCAGGGGCACGUUUUCCAGUAGAGACUGCACAGGAUCUUGAUGUUGGAGUGAAUUCAGUGAGGUCGUAUACUUUGAGUAAAGACGACUUUUUUAGUUUAAAGAUAAAAGACGUAUCUGGUGGGAGGAAAGUCCCAGAGCUAGUUUUGUCUAAAUCUCUUGACAGAGAAAAAAAGCCUAUACAUCAGCUGCAAUUAACAGCUAUAGACGGAGGAAACCCAGUAAAAUCUGGGACCUCUCUAAUAACCAUAAAUGUACUUGAUAUUAAUGAUCAUUUUCCUGUAUUUGAGAAAAAUGUUUACAAAGUCUCCAUAAGCGAAAACAGUGUACAAGGUGCAUCUAUCAUAAAACUUGAAGCAAAAGAUAUUGAUGAAGGUGCUAAUGGAGAAGUAGAGUAUUCAUUUGGAACCCACACACCAGAUAUUGUCCUGUCUGUGUUUGAUAUUGACUCAGUAACCGGAGAAAUACGUCUUACAGGGAAACUAGAUUUUGAAACAAAUGCAAAUUAUGAAAUUGACGUUUGCGCAAGAGACAAAGGAACUCCGAGAAUGGAGGGGCAUUGUACUGUCCAUAUAGAAGUGAUAGAUGUUAACGAUAACGCUCCAAAUAUAUUUCUGACCUCGCAACCAAACUCUGUGCCUGAAGACGCACCAAGUGGUACUGUUGUAGCUUUAAUCAGUGCCCGAGACCUUGACUCUGGUUACAACGGUAAGGUAUCAUUACAACUCCCCAAGGGGUCUCCUUUUAACCUGAAACCCUCUUUUUCUGAUAAUUACGCACUGGUUACUAGUGGUGCUUUAGACAGAGAGAGCUCCUCACACUUUGAUAUUGAAGUAACUGCCACUGAUUCAGGCUCUCCUCCUCUUUCCAGUAAGAAAACUAUUAAUUAUUCUAACGGACCGGGGAUGACAAAGAGAAUGGGAUACCGAGACUGGAGAUGGCAGGCGCUUUGGUGGCAUCAUUUCUUUCUCUUGUGGACUUCAAUAGACGGACAGACUCGUUACAGCAUCCCAGAGGAACUGAAACAGGGCUCUGUGGUAGGAAAUCUAGCCAAAGAUCUGGGUUUGGGAUUAUCUGACAUUUUUGAACGUAAAUUGCGUGUUGACUCUGAGGCUGGUGAGCAGUAUUUCAGUGUGGAUGCGGGGAAGGGCGAGCUGGUGGUGAAUGACAGAAUAGACAGAGAGGCUUUAUGUGGACAAAGCGCCAGCUGUGUGUUGCCUCUGCAAGUGGUCAUUGAUAAACCGUUACAAUUGUACCGAGUCGAGGUGGAAAUACAGGAUAUUAACGAUAAUUCGCCAUUAUUCCCUUCGCAAGAAAUAAUAUUACAAAUAGCAGAGUCAACAGCGGCAGGGGCACGUUUUCCAGUAGAGACUGCACAGGAUCUUGAUGUUGGAGUGAAUUCAGUGAGGUCGUAUACUUUGAGUAAAGACGACUUUUUUAGUUUAAAGAUAAAAGACGUAUCUGGUGGGAGGAAAGUCCCAGAGCUAGUUUUGUCUAAAUCUCUUGACAGAGAAAAAAAGCCUAUACAUCAGCUGCAAUUAACAGCUAUAGACGGAGGAAACCCAGUAAAAUCUGGGACCUCUCUAAUAACCAUAAAUGUACUUGAUAUUAAUGAUCAUUUUCCUGUAUUUGAGAAAAAUGUUUACAAAGUCUCCAUAAGCGAAAACAGUGUACAAGGUGCAUCUAUCAUAAAACUUGAAGCAAAAGAUAUUGAUGAAGGUGCUAAUGGAGAAGUAGAGUAUUCAUUUGGAACCCACACACCAGAUAUUGUCCUGUCUGUGUUUGAUAUUGACUCAGUAACCGGAGAAAUACGUCUUACAGGGAAACUAGAUUUUGAAACAAAUGCAAAUUAUGAAAUUGACGUUUGCGCAAGAGACAAAGGAACUCCGAGAAUGGAGGGGCAUUGUACUGUCCAUAUAGAAGUGAUAGAUGUUAACGAUAACGCUCCAAAUAUAUUUCUGACCUCGCAACCAAACUCUGUGCCUGAAGACGCACCAAGUGGUACUGUUGUAGCUUUAAUCAGUGCCCGAGACCUUGACUCUGGUUACAACGGUAAGGUAUCAUUACAACUCCCCAAGGGGUCUCCUUUUAACCUGAAACCCUCUUUUUCUGAUAAUUACGCACUGGUUACUAGUGGUGCUUUAGACAGAGAGAGCUCCUCACACUUUGAUAUUGAAGUAACUGCCACUGAUUCAGGCUCUCCUCCUCUUUCCAGUAAGAAAACUAUUAAUGUCAUUAUUACUGAUGUGAAUGACAACCCUCCUGUAUUCACUCAGCCCUCCUAUAAUGUAUAUUUAAAAGAGAAUGGGGUACCAGGAUCUAUACUGUACUCAGUAUCAGCCUCUGACCUGGAUUUUGGUGAAAAUGCUAAAAUCUCUUACUCUAUACUGGACUCUAAAGUGCAGGACAUUUCUGCCUCGUCGUAUGUUUACAUUAACUCAGAUAACGGCAGCAUCUACAGCAUGCACUCGUUUGACUAUGAGAAACUGAAGGUGUUUCAGAUUCAGGUUCAGGCAAAGGAUCAGGGCUCUCCGUCUCUCAGCAGCAACGCCACUGUCCAUGUUUUUAUCCUGGACCAGAACGACAACGCCCCCGCUGUUAUUUACCCCUCUUCCGCUGCCCUGGGCUCCCUCUCUCAUCAGAGGAUGCCCCGCUCCGCUAAAGCGGGUCACCUGGUUACUAAGGUGACGGCCGUGGACGCUGACUCGGGCCAUAACGCCUGGAUCUCCUACAAACUGGCGGAGGCCACAGACGCCUCUCUGUUCACUGUCAAUCUGUACACAGGGGAGGUGAGGACUAAACGCGCUGUGUCCGAGCAGGACGACUCCUCUCAGAGGCUGCUUAUAGAGAUCAGGGACGACGGGGAACCGGUCCAGUCCUCCACCGUCACGGUGUCCAUCAUGCUGGAGGACGGUCUCCAUGAGCCCAUCUUAGACCUCCGACAGAAAGCGGCCGAGCCCAGCAAGAAAACUGGGAGAAUCACCCUUUAUUUGAUUCUGUCUCUGGCCUCGGUGUCCGUGCUGUCUCUGUUGACUUUUCUCAUCUUAGCGGUUAAAUGCAUCAGGAGCAGCAGAAGCAGCGGUAGCUGCUGCAUGAGACGGACCGACUGUGAUGAUUACAAGAACCCCAACAGAAACCUGCAGAUUCAGCUCAACACUGAUGGACCUAUAAAGUACGUGGAGGUCCUGGGAGGAGACAUGUUGUCUCAGAGUCAGUCCUUCAGGUCCUGCAUGUCUCCAAUGUCAGAGUACAGUGAUUUCACUCUGAUUAAGCCCAGCAGCACCACUGACUUUAAGGAGGUGAUCAGUGUCCUGGAUGCGUCUUUACCCGACAGCACCUGGACCUUUGAGAGCCAGCAGGUGAGCAGAAAACAACAGACCUGCUAUAGGGUUUUUCGAUCACUAUUGGCAAUAUAUUUCUUUCACAGCCUGAAAUAA